AUGCAUAUAGGUGUCGUCGGCGGAGGAAUCUCCGGGCUUUACUCGGCUCUGAUGCUUCUUAGAAAAGGGCUUUCAGUGACCCUGCUGGAAGCAACCGAGCGCCUAGGUGGCCGCAUCUAUACGUUUCAUUUUCCACCCUGUGGGCUUAAUAAGGAUCCAUACUUUGAGGCUGGGGCUAUGCGGAUUCCAUGUACUUCGAUGCACAAUUCUGUUUUCGACCUUGUGAGAUAUUUGAAUGACCAUAACCCCAGUGAAAUGAAGAUUCGGUGGAUUCCUUAUAUCAUGGCACAUGAGAACAAUGUAGCAUUUGUUCGUGGAAAGAAGAGACAAACCAACGACAUGAAUCUAGCUGCAGAACUCGGCCUGCCAGAAGAAUACUGUCACCAGAGCGCGCACGAUCUUCUACGGGGCGUGGUUGGAGAGUGGAUCUCCCUUUUAACGAGCGACUUUGACUAUGGGUUUGCGAAGGUGUUGCAAUACGACGAAUGGUCCUUUCGCCAGUAUUUGCGACAAAUUCACCAGUGGCCACACGCAGUGAUCGACUUUGUGGAGAUGAUGACGAGCCAGACAUGUCAGUACGACCUGAGCUUCACGGAAGUCAUUCUCCAAUAUAUGGACUUUGGCACAAAAGAAUGGGUUACAAUUGAAGGUGGCAUGUCACGGCUGAUUAAUGCUAUCGCUAACCUUGUUGGAGUGCAAAACAUCCAUAUGAAUGCGCCAGUUAAAGGGAUUCACAAUGACCCAAACGGCAAAGUAAGCCUUUCUAUCGGUGGGUUCUCACCUAGAACCAUGUCGUUUGACAAGGUGAUUAUGGCAAUACCUCUGUGCUCGCUCAACAUCCUGCUGGAGCGACCCCGCUGGAGUUUCGCCAAGGAGCAGGCAAUCCGUGCGACCUACUACGAACCACUUUAUAAGAUGGGCCUUCACUUUCGAACUCGCUUCUGGGAAAAGUCUUCCAGGCCCUGUUUUGGGGGCCAGAGUACGACUGACCUUCGUAUACGAUGGGUGGUCUAUCCAUCCAACGACGUGGGAUCCAAUGUGUCUGGCGUUUUGCUCGUAUACUCAUGGAUGACAGACGCCACACGAUGGAGCACUCUCCCAUUCGAGAAACGCGUUGAAUUGGCACUGCACGACCUAGCCACGUUCUUUGGCAAGCUGAAUGGAGGCUUAGAUGUUUUUGAGGAAUUCAUCGAAGCACAUGAUAUUUAUUGGGGCUCCCAUCCGUCAACGGGUGGCUGCAUGUACCUUCCCGGCCAGUUCACGAGGUUCUCGGAGGAAUCAUCCCGGCCCGAGGGUAAUAUUUCUUUUGCUGGGGAGCACCUGAGUCGUCAUCAUGCAUGGAUUGUUGGUGCGGUUGAUUCAGCGGGCACAACCGUGAAAGAAUUACUCAAGGGUAAUUUUUGCGAAGCAAAGCUUUAA
Messenger RNA from Penicillium canescens, 1419 nucleotides. RefSeq names its product flavin monoamine oxidase family protein. The record is from RefSeq and is a predicted model, not a curated record. The transcript is spliced from 2 exons. Gene Ontology annotation, molecular function: polyamine oxidase activity; L-amino-acid oxidase activity. The coding region runs from base 1 to 1419 and encodes 472 amino acids. Gene Ontology annotation, biological process: amino acid catabolic process. NCBI's taxonomy places the organism in Eukaryota, Fungi, Ascomycota, Eurotiomycetes, Eurotiales, Aspergillaceae.